AGCUCGAUCCGUUUGGCGCAAAAAAAGUCGAUUUUUAACCUCUCUCAAUAAGUUAUUUUAUUACAAAACUUAUUAGGGACAUAAUGAUCCACAAACAAUAGCUGAUCGAGCUUCUCAACAAUUAAUUAUUUCAUCGUUAACAAAACAUUUUCCACAAUUAACUAUUCGUGGAGAAGAAAAUAUUAAAAUUGAAAAUGCUGAAACACCGGACAUUAAUGAUUUAAUUAAUAUGAAUUUAAAUGAAGUUUUACAAGCACAAUGUCCAAGUGAAUUCCAAGAACUACAAGAAAAAGAUCUUGUUGUAUGGGUUGAUCCAUUAGAUGGAACACGAGAAUUUACUGAAGGUCGAUUAGAAGGUGUAACGGUAUUAAUUGGUUUUGCUACUCAAGGUAAUGCUAUUGGUGGUAUUAUUCAUCAACCAUUCUAUACCGACGGCAAUGAACAUGGACGUAGUAUAUGGGGAAUUGUCAAUUCUGGUGUUUAUGGAAAAUAUAUACUUAAUAAUAAACCAUUAACUGGUCGUAUUAUAGCUGGAAGUUUAUCACAUCGUUCAGGAACUGUUAUAGAUGCUGUAAAUGCGUGUCAACCUACUGAAGUGUUGCAAGCUGGUGGCUGUGGAUACAAAGCUUUACUUGUACUUGAACGCCGUGUUCAUGCUUAUGUGCAUGCAUCACGUGGCUGUAGCCUUUGGGAUACCUGUGCGCCAGAAGCUAUUUUAAGGGCAGGUGGUGGUAUGUUAACUGAUGUUUUUGGUAAUAAAAUAUCAUAUAUGCUAACUAAUGAAACAUCUGUAAAAACAGGUGUUUUAGCAACAAUGGACAAUCAUGAAUGGUAUGCACAACAAAUUCGAGAAAAAAUUACGAUGUCAUAA
Rotaria sp. Silwood1 is the source of this 871-nucleotide messenger RNA. The record is from the annotation of a GenBank genome assembly. Lineage: Eukaryota; Metazoa; Rotifera; Eurotatoria; Philodinida; Philodinidae.